AACUUUAAAAGCGCGGCAUCCUGCUGCAGGUAGUGGGGCCCCCGCGCCAACGCUGUUGUUUGCCCCGUUUGAAUCUCACUCAGUUCUGUGCGAGCUUUCGGUCUGAAAUUAUCCAACUCCCGGAGCCCAACUCAGCCGGAUCGCGAGUUUUUCACGGAGUUUCGGGCCCUGCAAUCGGCGGAGUUGUGCGGACCCGCCCACUUUUCAUCAUGAUCCAAGCGUGAAGACGCUCUCAACUCACCGCGGCUCUUUAUGUCAUUGAUAACAAUUCGAAUCUCCAACUGAAUGGAGCGGUAAGCCACGCACCAAUUCGCGUUUUUUUUCCAACUUCCGAACUUUCAGCUGGAACGGCUAAAAGUGUGGAUACAGUGGCUCAAUUUUCCGUGCGUUACAGUGGAGUUGUUUUCAGUGAUGUGUAACUAGAGGAUUUAUGUUUGGAGUCAUGAAUUUUCCCGGCAUUUUUCUCUGGCUCUUUGGAGCAGCUACGGCCCUCAAUACAGGCAGCCAUUUUGUGACCCACACCGAACCUUUCCAAACACGAGCGACGACGGGGACGACGCUCAGCGCCCAGGCGCUCGUUGGGGGCACUGCAUUGCUCCCCUGCGACCUUACCACGUCAGCACGAAAUGACAGCGUUGUGUUAGUGGUUUGGUACAAGGACGAACACACACCGAUAUACAGUUAUGAUGUUCGUGGUUCUUUUGGAAUAAGGCCCAGCCAUUGGACGGACGACAAAAUCAAAUCAAGGGCUCUGUAUAGGACCAGCACCGAACCAUCCACUUUGAGUGUUGUGAAUGUGAGUGAAAAUGAUGAUGGCGAGUAUCGAUGCCGUAUCGACUACUUGAAAUCACCAACGAUAAACUUGAGAGUUCGUCUUACUGUUAUUGUUCCUCCAGAAGCCCCCAGAAUAACCGACGAAUCAGGCAAGGAAAUUGCCCAGAUAGCAGGGCCUUACGAGGAAGGAAGCGACUUGAAACUGAACUGCGUUGUCAGAGGAGGAAAACCGAUGCCAUUGAUAAAAUGGUGGCACGAAGGAAAACUAAUUGAAUCCUCGGAAACGCACAUCCGUUACCAGAACGUGCUUUCCAACCAACUGACUAUUCACGGUCUGCAAAGGUCACACCAAAACGCCACAUUCACAUGUCAGGCCUCGAACAACAACAUCAGUCAACCGUUAUCCGCUUCGACAUCGAUCGACGUUUACUCUCGUCCAAUCAGCACGGAAAUUUUGAGCAGCAAUCAGCCUUUCAGUGCCGAUCGAAAAUAUCCGAUUCCUUGCCAGACUUUCGGGUCCAGACCACCAGCUAAAAUUAUAUGGAUUUUAGAUGGAAAGGAGCUGAAGCCUCCCAAGUUUAAUAUUUCGGCAACGAACUCAGAUGAUAACAACUCAACUACUUCGACCCUGACGAUUGUACCCAGUCGGCAGGACAACGGCCGCACUUUAACCUGUCAAGCCAUCAAUCUCAAGGUGAAAAAAGGCAUAGAAGAAGCGAGCUUGCAGCUUAAUGUAUAUUAUGUGCCAAUACUCCAUUUAUCUCUCGGUUCCAACUUGAAUCCGGAUGAUAUCGAGGAAGGCGACGAUGUCUACUUCGAAUGCAAAGUCAACUCCAAUCCCCAGGCUUACAAAGUUGUUUGGAAGCACAAUAACCUCGUAAUGCAAGCUAACCAAAAGGCCGGCAUCAUAAUUAGUUCGAGAGCGUUGGCCCUUCAGGGAGUGACACGAAGCCAAGCAGGAAAUUACUCCUGCGUCGCAUCGAACGUUGAGGGAGAUGGAGACAGCAAUAUUGUCCAGCUAAAGAUAAUGUAUAAACCGAUUUGUCGACGAAACCAAAAACAGAUCUAUGGUGUGGCCAGACACGAGAACACGAAAAUCCUUUGCGAAGUUGAGUCUUAUCCACCUCCGGAUAGUUUCAGCUGGUCGUUUAACAACUCGGCAGAAACCAUUGAGUUUCCUCAGACGCGCUAUAAUUCGGAAAACUAUUUGUAUUCAUCCACGUUGACGUAUUCGCCCAUCACCGAAUUGGAUUAUGGAACAGUGAUGUGUUGGGCGAACAACUUGGCAGGACGACAGCAUGAGCCAUGCAUAUUUCAUGUCAUCGGCGCUGGAAAACCGGACCCUCUGCAUAACUGCUCCAUUGUCAAUAGAACUAACGAUUCCCUGGAAGUCGAAUGCACUGAGGGAUUCGACGGCGGCCAACCGCAAUAUUUUCGUUUAGAGGUUUACGACAGGAAAACUGGCCUCAUUCAAGCUAAUGUUUCGGCGAAAUUCCCCCUAUUUAUCGUGAGUGGUCUGGAUCCGGGAACAGAACUGAAAAUGGUAAUCUAUGCUGCAAACAGCAAAGGCCGCAGCGAUCCGGUACUGCUCGAAGGAUUUACACUAAAAGUAGCCGAAAAGCAGACAGUUCUCUCGCUGGGUACCCGAGAUCAGAUUGAAAUCGCACCCAUGCUCGGUUUGAUGGUUGGGAUCGUGACUGCCCUGUUGCUCAUCACUGUCAUAGUUUUGGCCACCCUCAAGAUCUGCCAGACGCGAAGGUGCGGCUCAAGAGCUUUUCGAGACCGAUUCUUUCCCCCCAAGAGGAAAGUGGUGAUACAGCAACGAUGCGAUUCCAUCGAUCUUUUUGAAAAGGACGACAGGAACCCGGAUGUUGUACCAUCGAAUAAAGAUUCAGAUUAUCAACUGGGUUCAGCUGCCCAAACUCCCGGCUUAAACAAUUCAGUGAUCUCCGUAUCGGGAAAUCCGAACGAUUUCGCAACCACAGUGUCUUCACCUGUGUCUUCACCAUCAACUAUCAACAAUAUAACGCCCUUAGCUGAGGCCUACAUGGCCCGAAACAGAAACUUCACGUCGCCCAAUACAUCAACUAGCAAUGAGGUGGUUUACGCGGAGCUACAGCUGGCACGGCCAAAAUCUCUAGAUGCUAUCAAGAAUGGUGGUCAACAAUUAUCAGCAGCUCAACAAUACGCCACCUUGAGGAAAGGGGACGAAUCGACAAUCUACACGAAAAUUGACCACGGGCGAAGGCCACCUCCUCCUGUUCCCAUCAGCAGGACUUCACCCAUUAUUUCACCUGUAACGGCCAUGUUUCCCACCUCCAAACAGGGGCUGUACCAUAGGGAGGUGGUAACAGUGCGGACACCUUUAAUGGGCUGCCAGCAGGAAAGUUGUGUUUAAGUAAGGACCAGAGUGUAAAUAAUUAUAGAUGUGUUUUAUGAGAAUGUUUAUGUAGUGGAAGUAGGUGCAGUAUUUGCUGAAGCAUUCGAAAUCGUGCCGGGGGGUAAAAAUUAGACGAAAACCACUUCGAAAGCGGACAUUGAAUUGGCAAUAAAGUGCAAUUCGAAUUCCCAAGUUUUAAUUUGUUUGCCUAAAAUGCGACGACAAGUUUCGAGCAUCCUCAACUUUAGCGAACAAAAUUUCAAUUGAACUUAAAAAGAUUUGCAGGAAUCCAACUGUUUGAACUGGCAACGACUCAGUUAGAUUUCCUUGACUUUCCAUUCAUGAUAAUGAACGAGGUCCGAAAAUUAUGUCUAGGCUGAAUGUGCACCUUUUUCUGCGCUAAACAGAGCAAAUGCUAAAGAUGAAGAGUUAAGAAAGGUUUGUUAAGUUUUCCAGUUCCAGAUAGAAUAUACAGAUCAAACAAAUUUCUUAUUUUUUUAUAGACACUUAACUUAUUUGAUAUCAAUAACCGAAUCAUUAACUAUCUCAUUCUUAAUAUGUUCAGUUUCUUGACCAAUCUCGAAUAAUUGCAAAAUGGUUGGGUUUUGGUUUUGGUCACAGACAAGACUGAAUUCCCAAGAAACAUUAACCAUCCUGCAAUUAUCUCAUCCUUAGGCAACGUAAAACCAAAAAACUCUCUUGUUAGUGGUUUAGAAUAUUUAUUUUCAUUCGUAUAGCUUUAACUAACAAUAAUUAAAUAAUUGUAUCAGUAUUUAUUAUAAACUUUUCUAUUUUUGUAUGGGACCAAAAGAUGAUUGUAUUGGUCGAUGUUAUGAUGAUGAUGCGUAUCAGUGUCGAAUUGAGUUAUUGUAAAAGUGCAAUUUUUACAUAUCGAUGUCAUGCGGGAAUCAGGAAAAACGCCGUUUGAGUUGUGCAAAAAUCCUAUUUUCCUGAUUCUUGCUAUAUUUUGUUUGUAUCAUUGUUACCAAUUCAAAUGUAGGUCAAUAAUAGUGCAAUUAAAUGAUAAGUACACUUUUGUCAAACUAUUUUGUUAUUCACAGUUUAAUCCUAGUUGUGCUCGUCAAUGAUAAUCUUGGUCAUACCUACUGUAAAUAAUUAGGAAUAGUGUACAUUGCUUCAAUUUUUCAUUUUCCUAAUCGCGUACUCAAAUGGCAAAGUGACUACCACACGCAACAAAGAGAUAACAAAUUGAUCAUCAAAGUGAUUUUUGACAUCCCAAAAUAUCCUCAAAUCGAUAUCAGAAUUAAUUCGCGGCCUAUUCUCAAGACCCCUAUCCUCCUUCCUACGCAAAAGUAACCCCUUUCCUUAGAUACCUAAUUGUAAAGUCCUAGAGUGGAGCCCAUUGAAGCAGAAACAAUAAUUGAAAAUAUCUUGUAAAUAGCUAACUAUUUUAAAUAAAGUUUUGUACGAUAUGGUGAACAAAAUGGUGGAGUUGCUGUACAAAUCUGGAAAGUAUGUGUUGGCACAACAAACUUGUACAAACUGUACAUACACACCAAGUUCGUUUGUCAUAAAUGUGAUAUGAUGUACUUCGAUGUCGAAGACUAAUGAAUUUAAUUGAAUUUAUAUAUAUUAUUAAUGGUAACGGAAUCAUAUCUUUUUUCUGGACGUUUGAAAGUUUAUUCUGUCUCUUUAUAUAAAAAAAUAAACCAAAUUAUGUAUACUCCUAAUAAUCUAAUAAUAAAGUGUUAAGAGUA
Dendroctonus ponderosae (mountain pine beetle) is the source of this 4872-nucleotide messenger RNA. RefSeq names its product nephrin. The transcript has 16 exons. Gene Ontology annotation, molecular function: protein binding. The record is from RefSeq and is a predicted model, not a curated record. NCBI's taxonomy places the organism in Eukaryota, Metazoa, Arthropoda, Insecta, Coleoptera, Curculionidae. The coding region runs from base 431 to 3172 and encodes 913 amino acids.